UAUUUUGUCACAUACUUACAAUUAACUAUGGCCGGAAGUACAAGCACGCGUUCCGCCCCUCGAAGUCGAGGCGCGCCUUCCGGAUGCGCGGGUCCUUCGCCAAUAAAUAAGAGACGAGGUCGUCGUAGGACUUGACCGGCGCCCCGUUCAUCCUCCUAUGAGGGAACUGCUUGCUGCACGUGCAGCACCUGCGUGGGGCAUCGCGUCGAUGGCGUGGCGCGUGGCGCCAUCGACGCGAUGUGGACGUGGCGCGCGAUGCCGACGCGAACAACGCGAAGAGAAUAAAAGGACGCCGCAAGAGCACGGGACGAUGGCGAAGGCCUUGCCGUGCGCGAGAGCGAAGUCGAUAAUCGGUUCCGCGGCGCCGUCGCAAUGGAGGCCCACGAGCAGGUCCGCCCCUACGAGCGCCGCGCGCGCCGCCGUCGCGGACCAGGCGUCGUCCGGCGCCGCCACAAGGUCGGGCGGCGGCGGCAGGAGCUCGAGCCGCCCGUCGACCUUGACGUAGUUCUGCUUGCGCGACGACUCGCCGAUGAGGACCUGCUCGGUCCAGCGCCGCGCGGCCGCGGCGAAGAAAUCGUCACCGCCCGACACCGUCCAAUCCACGAGCGCGCCGUCGAAGAACAGGCGCAGGUGCCGCGGCCGCCGCAGCGCCAGCUCUACGCCGGCCUCCUCGUGCUCCCUCCAUCGCCGCCGGAAGCCCUCCGAGACGGCCUCGUCCCCGUUGUCGAGGAAGCUGCGCGCGCGAAACCUCCGGAAGCGCUGGCUCACGUCGUCGAGCAUCGGCGCCCGCGGGUCCACGACGACGCAAGCGACGUCGUGCAAGUUCUCCAACUCGAAGCUCAGCUCUCCCUUGCCGCCCGCGACGUCGACGACGGCCGCCGGCCCGAACUCUUCGACGAUGAACCGCCGGAAGACGCCGACGCGGCCCGCCUUCGUGAAGGCCGCUUGCGCGAACGCACCCGGCACGUCAACCAGAGGCGGGUGCGCGAGGGCGCAGCGGUCGCCGAGGUGGCACACGCCGCGGCGCACCCAAUGCGGGCACGGCUGCGGCGUCGCCGGCGCACAGGCCGGAUGAACCCAGCGAAUCCGCCCGUUCUGGCCGAGGAGCGGCGCGAUCGGCGUGUCGACCGCGAUCGGCGCGCCGCAGGCGACGCAGGGACUCGUGCGCCGGGCGAGCUUCAUUUGCUUGCUGCUGCUGCCAUUAAUGAGCGACGUAUUGAUCGAUCGAUGCGGGCUGCGGAGACCCGCUGCUCCGCUGCUGCAGCCCGGCAGAGGCCGCUUGCUUGCAGCUGGCGUACUACUCGGCAGGCAGAGGGAUGACAGCGAUGAGAGCCCUUUUCCUUUUGAUGGAGAUAGAGCAGUGAUGCUGAUCUCCACGAGUUCAGGCGCUGCGUGCCUUAGCGCCGCCGCGGGCUGCUUUUUUUGGUGGCU
This is a messenger RNA of Pelagomonas calceolata, 1431 nucleotides long. Lineage: Eukaryota; Pelagophyceae; Pelagomonadales; Pelagomonadaceae. The record is from the annotation of a GenBank genome assembly.